AUGGUCCACAUCGAUUUGAAAUAUUCAUUCCAUACAUAUCCAAUUAAAAAAGUAGUUGCUGCUGAUCAAAUAAAUCUAUAAAAGUAUAAAAAGUAUAUAUAAUUAGGUUUUUGACUACAGUUAAAGGAUAAACCAGAUUAGUCAAUUAUAUUCCAAAUUAAUUAGAUUAGGAAGUCUAAGAGAGUAAAAUAAAUAAAUUAAAGAAAAAUUUGAAAACAACUUAGCAAUUAUAUUUUAAUUUUUAUUUGAGAGAUCACCAUUUAGCGAUCUUUAAACUAUUGAUAUAUAAUAAAGCUGAAGCUGUAGGUUUUAUAAAAUCUAAAUGCCGUGAGAAUUAUAGAAGUAUAAUUAAAUAUGAUGAAAUAGAAACAGAUAAUUUAGUCAUAUAAUAUGUCGUCGAAAUUUAAUAACAUUAUAAAAUCCCAAUACGCUAGUAAAUUCUACCUAGAGAUUGGAAUCCUUUAAUAUAAACUUGAUAUUUUCAAUAAAAUUUAAUAUGAUCAAUGGAAUGAGAAAAAAUAGCUAAAUAUAUCUCAUAUAUUGGUUCUUUUAUUGGUAACCCAAAAUUGGUUAUUUCGCUAAUCAUGGUCACAUAUAAAUUAUAAUGAGAUUCUUGUAUUAUUUCAAAGUAGCUUUAAUAUUGUCAGUCCCUUCUAUAUCAGGAGAACUACCAGGUAUUUUUAAAACGUGAAUAGCUUUAAAAGCUCAAAUCAUGGCAUAUACUAAUUUAUUGUUUUUAAAUUAUCUAAAGUUUAGACCUUAAGAUGUAGAAUCAUAAUUUGCUUAGAUAUUAAUAGUAAUUCGAUAACAAAUUAAAAUUGUACUAAAGAAAUGUCACUCUUAUCAGGUUUUGUUAUUUUAUCAAUUACAGUAUUCCUUAUUGAUAGAAUAUCUUAUUUCACAAAAAGAAAGAUAGAAUGGUAUGAUACCAAGUUAGUUAAAGAAAGGUUUAGCUAGAAAUCUUUUAAAUUAUGGUAAUCUAUGCAGAUUAUUAUGAAUAUAGAUUGUUCACUAAUAAAAGGAAUAGACUAAAUAUAUGGGUUACCAACUGAAACUACCUCAAUAAUAUAAUGA
Paramecium pentaurelia is the source of this 1074-nucleotide messenger RNA. Lineage: Eukaryota; Ciliophora; Oligohymenophorea; Peniculida; Parameciidae. The record is from the annotation of a GenBank genome assembly.